Hypanus sabinus (Atlantic stingray) is the source of this 6654-nucleotide messenger RNA. RefSeq names its product dishevelled associated activator of morphogenesis 2 (gene daam2). The transcript has 27 exons. Gene Ontology annotation, molecular function: small GTPase binding; actin binding. Lineage: Eukaryota; Metazoa; Chordata; Chondrichthyes; Myliobatiformes; Dasyatidae. The coding region runs from base 268 to 3570 and encodes 1100 amino acids. Gene Ontology annotation, biological process: positive regulation of canonical Wnt signaling pathway; regulation of non-canonical Wnt signaling pathway; negative regulation of oligodendrocyte differentiation. The record is from RefSeq and is a predicted model, not a curated record.
GUGAGUGAGUUGAGAGGAGGUGCUCUGUGCGAGUCAGCAAUCGGUGCACCGGUUGCAUCUGCAAAGUGGAAGUUUUACAACUAAGUUGCGUCCCUUCGCUUACUGUUUCUGACAGAACUCCAAGGAUCUAUUUGCAAUUAAUAAAAAAAAAUUGCUCCUCUAUUUCUUCCCUUGGAAAUCUCGGUGUCUUGUUCUACAGACGAAGAAAACGAGGCAAGAAAUCAAUAGAAAUGCUUUGAGUACCAUGAGCUCUAGCUAGCACUACAGAUGUUGACCAUGGCGCCUCGGAAGCGGAACCGUCAUGUUUUGGGAUUUCUUUGCUGCUUCCGGAGUAGCGAGCAUCCAGAAAUCACCUUCAAGGACAGCAGCGUGCCUUUGCAGCUGCUGGAGUUCUCCCUGCCCAUGCCACCCACCGACGAACUCAACGCCAGGUUCGCAGAGCUUGUGGAUGAAUUGGAUCUCACUGACAAGAAUCGAGAUGCUAUGUUUGCUUUGCCAACGGAGAAGAAAUGGCAGAUUUACUGCAGCAAGAAGAAGGAGCAAGAUGACCCUAACAAACAGGCUACCAGCUGGCCCGAUUACUACAUUGAUCGUAUCAACUCCAUGGCUGCAAUGCAGACGGUUUUUGUAUUUGACGAAGAGGAGAUGGAAAUGAGGAACACAAUUGUCGAGGGCCUUAAGACAGCCUUGAGGACACAGCCAAUGAGGUUCGUGAUGAGAUUCAUCGAACUGGAUGGGCUUACGUGCCUGUUAAACUUCCUGCGGAGCAUGGACUACGACACGUCAGAGAGCCGCAUUCACACAUCCGUUAUAGGGUGCAUCAAGGCUCUGAUGAACAACUCCCAGGGUCGGGCCCAUGUGCUGGCUCACCCAGAGAGCAUCAACAUCAUCUCCCACAGUCUCAGGACAGAAAACAUCAAGACUAAGAUAGCAGUGCUGGAGAUUCUGGGAGCAGUUUGCCUGGUACCGGGAGGGCACAAGAAAGUACUGCAAGCGAUGUUGCACUACCAGAUUUAUGCUGCAGAGAGGACUCGCUUUCAGACGUUACUAAACGAGUUGGACAGAAGCACUGGAAGGUACAGAGAUGAGGUGCACCUCAAAACUGCGAUCAUGUCCUUCAUCAACGCUGUGCUGAAUGCUGGUGCCGGGGAGGACAACCUGGAGUUCCGGCUUCAUCUGCGAUACGAAUUCCUCAUGUUGGGAAUUCAACCAGUGAUUGACAAGUUGCGAAGCCAUGACAAUGCAACGUUAGACAGGCACUUAGACUUUUUUGAGAUGGUGCGAAAUGAGGAUGAGAGCGAACUAGCAAAGCGACUUGACAUGGUACACAUCGACACCAGGAGCACUAGUCAGAUGUUUGAUGUGAUUCGGAAGAAGCUGAGUCACACAGAUGCCUACCCACACUUGGUUUCUGUGCUUCAGCAUUGUCUUCAAAUGCCCUGGAAGAGGAACGGAACCAAUUGCCAACACUGGCAGCUCCUGGACAGGAUACUACAACAGAUAGUGCUGCAGGACGAGAAGGGAGAAGAUCCCGACGUUGCACCGCUGGAGAAUUUCAAUGUGAAGAACAUCAUUCGGAUGUUGGUGAACGAGAAUGAGGUGAAACAGUGGAAAGAUCAAGCGGAGAAGUUCAGGAAAGAUCACAUAGAACUAUUAGCCAGAUUGGAAAAGAAGGAGAGGGAGUGUGAGACCAAAACCCAGGAGAAGGAUGAAAUGAUGAAGACCCUCAAUAAGAUGAAAGACAAGCUACAGAAAGAGUCAAUGGAGUUGCGACAGGCGAGGGAUCAAAUGAUGGAACUCAAUGCACGUCUGAAUGACCUUGCAGACUCGAACGGAGUUGGCCUCUCCUUUCCUCUUCCCCCUCCACCACCGGGGGGGCCCUUCCCCCCACCCCCUCCCCCAAUGUUGGGCGAGCUGCCGCCUCCACCCCCUCUGCUCCUGUAUGAUUUCCCGCCGCCACCUCCCCCUCCACUGCCUCCUGGAGGGCCACCUCCCCCGCCCGGUGCCCCACCCUUCUUUAACUGUGGCAUGCCACCCCCACCUUGCCCCCUCACCAUUGGAAGCAUGAGGAAGAAGGCCAUUCCACAGCCGUCUCACCCACUGAAGUCCUUCAACUGGCACAAGCUGGCAGAGAACAGAAUUGGGGGCUCAGUGUGGGCUGAGAUCGAUGACCUUCGAGCCUUCAGCAUCUUGGACCUGGAAGAUUUUGAGAAGAUGUUCUCAGCUUACCAGAGACAGCAGAAUGAGCCCUUAGCGAUUGCACAGGGCAACCGAGGAAGUGGAGAGACAAGGGACCUGCUCACUAAAACUAACCUGCCUAAACAGAAAGAGCUUGGCUCAAACGAGGACCUCUGCCUCACCAUGAGGAAGGUGAAGGAGCUGUCAGUGAUUGAUGGGCGGAGGGCGCAGAACUGUGUCAUUCUGUUGUCAAAGUUGAAGCUGUCCAAUAAAGAAAUCAAGAAAGCAAUCUUGCAAAUGGAUGAACAGGAGGACUUGCCCAAGGACAUGCUGGAACAGCUCCUCAAAUUCAUCCCAGAGAAGAGUGAUAUUGACCUGCUAGAGGAACACCGGCAUGAGAUCGAGCGCAUGGCAAGGGCUGACCGCUUCCUCUACGAAAUGAGCAGAAUUGACCAUUACCAGCAGCGACUGCAGGCUUUAUUCUUCAAGAAGAAGUUCGCAGAACGACUCGCAGAGGCAAAGCCAAAGAUCGAAGGGAUCCUUCUGGCUUCCAAAGAGCUGUGUCAAAGCAAGAAGCUGAAGCAGCUGCUGGAGGUGGUGCUUGCUUUCGGGAACUAUAUGAACAAGGGCCAGAGGGGGAACGCUUUCGGCUUCAGGAUUUCCAGCCUCAACAAGAUCGGAGACACCAAGUCGAGCAUUGACAGGAGCAUCACACUGUUACAUUAUCUGAUCAUGAUAUUUGAAAAGAGCUACCCGGAGAUCCUCGGCAUCCAUUUAGAUUUACUCCAUGUACCAGAGGCAGCCAAAGUCAAUCUGUCAGAACUGGACAAAGAGAUAAAUAAUCUAAAGAAUGGAUUGAAGGCUUUGGAGUCUGAGCUGGACUACCAGAAAAGUCGCAUACGGAGCCCUGAGGACAAGUUUAUUCCAGUCAUGAGCGACUUCAUUACUGUUGCCAGCUUCAGCUUUUCUGAGAUGGAGGAUCUUUUGGCGGAGGCGAAAGACAAGUACUCCAAGAUGCUGAAACACUUCAGCGAGGAAGAUGGGAAGAUGCAGCCAGACGAAUUCUUUGGCAUUUUCGACACAUUCCUGCAAUCAUUUGCUGAGGCUAAGCAGGACCUGGAGAACAUGAGGCGGAAGAAGGAGGAAGAGGAGCGCAGGGCUCGCAUGGAAGCCAUGCUGAAGGAACAGCGAGAGAAGGAACGGCGGCUGAAGAAGUCACGGGAAGGCAGCGUGUCGGAGGAGGUGGGCGAGUUCGACGACCUGGUGCUGGCCCUGCGCUCGGGCGAAGUCUUCGACAAGGACCUGUCGAAGCUGAAGCGGAACCGCAAGCGCUCGGGCAGCCAGAUGUUGGAGAGCGACCGGGAACGGGCAGUCACCAAGCUGAAUUACUAAGCGGUGGAACACUGCUGUCAGUGCUCGAGAGGGAUUCCCUGGACCAGGGAGGGAGCUUCUCCCCCCUUUUGCCUCUCCAUAACCCCCAGCAACCCUGAUCUAUACACACACACACACAACAUACAGCCCUCCUUUUGUCCUUCCUCCCCACCCUCUUUGCCCCUCCCAUUCCACUGGAGAUGGAAGAAUUGACAGCAGGCUCAAGGUAUCACCACCUCCCCCUCCAUGUUCCCCUCUUGCCAAUGGUGGGAGCCCGGAUUCUGGGAACGAUGGUCGAAGCAGCGCUGGAAUCCGGAGGAACGCUAAGAUGCUCUCGUUAUUGAUUUUGACAUCACUUUGUCUGCCAAAGUAUUGAUUCGUGUCAGUGCUGGUACCAAAAGUCCCGCCUUCUGGUGCUCAACAGCCCCUUGUACUUUUGGAGGGGGAUGGGGGGUGCGCCUUAGCGAAGUCUAACCUUUUUCACAGUGCGCAUCACUUUAGGGGUCUUGACAUAUUUCAUUCAUUGGAUGUGGAUGUGCGGAGGGACAAGCAGAAUUGCUCGGCUGGAGUUAAUCGGCCAUCUGCACAGACGGAACUGCAGAUGCUGGAAAUCGGAAAUAAAACUGGGAAGCCUCAGCAGGUCAGGCAGCAUCCAUGGAAAAAGAGGCCCAAGAGGCUGUGGAUGCUGGAGUCUGGAGGGAAAAUCAAGAGGCUAAAGGAACUCAGCAUAUCAGGCAGCAUCUAUGGAAGGGCAACUACUGUUCUUUUCCCUCCAUAGAUGCAGACUGACCUACUGAGUUCCUCCAACUUCUUGAUUAUCGAUCUGCAGAGAAAGACUUAUCAACUAACAAAGGGCUGCAGACCCAAAGCAAUUGCCGUUCCUCUUUCCGUAGAUGCUGCCCGGCCUGUUGAACUUUUCCACCGCUUUCUGGUUAUUUUAUUGCGCGGCCGGCUAUCUGUUUGCAUCUCUGUCGGUAGAGGUGAGUUUGGCAUCACAGCCAGUGUUGCUAAAGCGAGGCGGGACAACAGCCUUGGCUGCCCUGUCCUAAAUCUGUCACCAUCACCAAGGUGAUAAGAUCCAGCCGCCCACAGAGAUUGCUGAAGAAGAAAAUAAAUAUAUGAGGCCUCCUGGGUGACUAUCCAGAGCAGGAUUCAAAAAGAACUGUCUGCAUCUCAGGCAGCAGAUUCCCAGUGCUUUGGAGGUCUGUGAAAAACAUAUAAUGCAAAAAAAAAACAGUAUUAAAUACAGACAGUGGGUCUAAUCCGCCUGUAUACACACGUUACCACAAAUAGAUAGCCACAGUUACUGGGCCUAUAUUGUGCAAUAAUUUUUUAAGCUUUAUAUGUACAUAUAUAUAUAUAUGAUGUUAAAGUUUAACUUUGUAAGGAGAAAGCUAGUUCUUUUGAAGUGUAGACUUGUCGCAUGAAGUGCGACUAAAAUGUGCAUGUUCAGGUCUUUUUAGGUUUUUGUUUCAUCGCCUUGACUCCCCUCCACCUUCCUGCUUUCUUCCCACCAACUCCAUCGCCAACCUCAGCCAUUGUGUUUGUGUUCUUCAAGCCAAGGAGAAGGCACUUGUGUCAUUAGAAGGGGGCCAGAGACUCACAUUCCUCUCCGUAGCACAAAUCUCGGCGAGAGAGGAAAAGCUAUGAAGCGGCAAGUGGCCUGGCACAUUUGGCCAGUGUCGGGCUACCUUCACGCAGGUACUAAAGGAAAUAAGAUCAAGAGUAGGCCACUGGGCCCUCCAGCUCCGCCUCGCCAUUUUAUAUGAUCAUGGCUGACCUACACUGGCCUCAGCUCCUUCAAGUAUUUAUAUAUCUCCGCCUUAAACUUGAGCUAACCAUCCAGCCCUCCGCACGCUGGGGCAGAGAAUUCCAGAGACUUACCACCUUUCGAGCAUCUCAGUGUUAAAUGAGCAGCCCCGUAUUUAUUUCCCUGUUCAUGAUUCCUACUCAUAAAAACACCUCAAUAUCCAGCAUGUCAGGCUUGCUUGGGAUCACACAGAAAGAUGGAGGAGCAAGUCCCCAGUGCAGGCCAGGAGAAGAAGACUGGCGCCAGAUUAGUUUAGUGCCCUGCAUUGGACUCAGCUGCCAAGUCCUUGACUACCAGUGCGAUACUGGAGGUGUAGCGGCUAUCUGUGAAGUUUUUGGUAAUCCCCUAAGCAAGGACCCUGAGAAAGGCUUGCCCUAAAUAUAGCUAAUGAACUCUCACCCUUCUAUAAGCUGAUAGGUUAACCUGACCCCAACACUGAUGCAGACAGGACCCAACAUUGAGGCCUACAGGUCAGGCUUGGUUUAAGUCUCACCCUGGUCUGUGGUGGAAUUGUGAAGUGUUCAUAAAGGGAACUGACAGUGAAUUCCAUGCUCCAUUCUCUCUGUCCACCAGGAAACAUAAAUUAGAGCUCUUGAUUCACAUCCUAGCCCUCAAUCACUCCCCCGUCACAGAGGUCUCAGUAUGGUGAUGUUGGCUAACAAUUAAUCCUCUAGAAGAACUCAUGGGUUGAGCAGCAUCUGUGGGAGGAUAGAAGCUUGUUGGUGUUUCAGAUCGAAAGCCUGCAUCAAGAUGCUGCUCGACCUGCUGAGUUCGUGCAGCACAUUGUUUGUUAGUCCAGAUUCCAGAGUCUGCAGUUUCCUGUAUCUCCCUGUUGAUACAAGAUGACAUCUUUGCACAGUUGAAUGGACUGUCAAUCACAUGAAAGCAAGUAAUUGGUGUACCAAGUACAGCUCAUAUAAAGAUAUCUUAACGACCAUUCUGAAAAUGCAGACAUGGUUGGCAUUGCCAGCAUUUAUUGCCCAUCCCUAAUUGCCCUCCUGAGCUGUGGAGAUAGUUAAGAAUCAAUUAUAGAGUCAGGAGUCACAUAUGGGACAGGCUGGAUAAGGACAGCAAAUUUCCUUUGCCAAAGGGAACAAGAUUCAAAGAAAAUCUCUUAGUUUCAUGGCAACUAUUACAAAUACUAGUUGUUUUUUGAAUUCCACAUUUAUUUAAUUAACUAUAUUUAAAUUCCCCAGUGGACAGAGUGGGAUUUGAACUCAUAUCAAUGGUUCAAGCCAAACAGUUUAACUACCUUGCUACCACACCACUACCAAGCAAGCAAAGCUGUUUAUGCC